UCUAAAUUAGAGGCUCUCGCUGGUUCAAUGGUCAAAAUUGCAGCUAAAGAUGUGAUCGCCACCUGGAAAAUAAUUGUUGCUGCGUUUGCAGCACCUAUGCUUUACGCUGCUUAUACUGCAAUCUACAUUGCUUAUCUUAUAAAACAUCGCCCCACCAUGUCAACAAGAUCAAAGAUGAUAAGAGCUGCCAUAUCUUGGAUCAUGCAACCCCUAAUGCAUUACGUUUUGAUGAGGUUGGGAGAUUCAGGCCGCGAUAUUUACAAAUCCAUCAAACCAUUGUUUUUGGCUAUCCGAAAUCCGGAAUGCGGGAAGCUAUUGCAAGCCUUCCGCAGUGAACUUUCGCGAGACAUUACGGAAUUUGUCAAUGAAAAUGCGUCUGUCAUGUUAUCGGACGUCUACAAAGAAUCCAAUCCAGAGUCCAGGGCACAGACAAACAUUGUUUAG
Messenger RNA from Radiomyces spectabilis, 444 nucleotides. RefSeq lists its product as uncharacterized. The record is from RefSeq and is a predicted model, not a curated record. Gene Ontology annotation, biological process: phospholipid biosynthetic process. The annotation marks the transcript as partial. The transcript is spliced from 2 exons. NCBI's taxonomy places the organism in Eukaryota, Fungi, Mucoromycota, Mucoromycetes, Mucorales, Radiomycetaceae. Gene Ontology annotation, molecular function: glycerol-3-phosphate O-acyltransferase activity; glycerone-phosphate O-acyltransferase activity. Gene Ontology annotation, cellular component: endoplasmic reticulum membrane.